GGCCAGGUGGAGGCGGCGGCGGAAGUGAACGGAACGGUUUCUGCGGCGGAUUCUGACGAUUAGACCUGUCCACAAGAAGUGAGCUGGCAAGGCUGCUUUUCUGUGCUAAAACCGAGGAGCUGAUUGGCACCAUGAAAGUCUUCUGCGGGCGGGCCAAUCCGACCACGGGAUCUGUGGAGUGGCUGGAGGAGGAUGAGCACUAUGAUUACCACCAGGAGAUUGCAAGAUCAUCCUAUGCUGAUAUGCUGCAUGACAAAGACAGAAAUAUAAAAUAUUACCAAGGUAUCCGGGCUGCUGUGAGCAGGGUGAAGGACAGAGGACAGAAGGCCUUGGUUCUUGACAUUGGCACUGGCACAGGACUCUUGUCAAUGAUGGCGGUCACGGCAGGGGCUGAUUUCUGCUAUGCCAUUGAGGUUUUCAAGCCCAUGGCUGAUGCUGCUGUGAAGAUUGUGGAGAAAAAUGGCUUCACUGAUAAAAUUAAGAUUAUCAACAAGCAUUCCACUGAGGUGACCAUAGGGCCAGAUGGUGACAUGCCAUGCCGCGCCAAUAUCCUGAUCACAGAGCUGUUUGACACGGAAUUGAUUGGAGAGGGAGCACUGCCCUCCUAUGAGCACGCGCACAGGCAUCUUGUGCAGGAAAACUGUGAAGCGGUACCUCACAGAGCAACUGUCUAUGCACAGCUGGUGGAGUCCCGGAGGAUGUGGUCGUGGAAUAAGCUCUUUCCUGUCCGUGUUCAGACCAGCCGUGGAGAGCAGGUCAUCGUCCCCCCCUUGGAACUGGAGAGGUGCCCUGGUGCUCCCUCUGUCUAUGACAUUCAGCUGAACCAGGUGUCGCCCACUGACUUCACUGCCCUCAGUGAUGUGAUGCCUAUGUUCAGUGUGGACUUUAGCAAGCAAGUCAGUAGCUCAGCAGCCUGCCACAGCCGGCAGUUUGAACCUCUGGCAUCUGGCCGAGCUCAGGUGGUUCUCUCCUGGUGGGACAUUGAAAUGGACCCUGAGGGGAAGAUCAAGUGCACCAUGGCCCCCUUCUGGGCACACUCAGACCCAGAGGACCUCCAGUGGCGGGACCACUGGAUGCAGUGUGUGUACUUCCUGCCACAAGAAGAGCCCGUUGUCCAAGGUUCAAGCCUCUGCCUGGUAGCCCACCACGAUGACUAUUGUGUAUGGUACAGCCUCCAGAAGACCAGCCCUGAAAAAAACGGGAGAGUCUACCCAGCACGCCCCGUGUGCGACUGCCAAGCUCACCUGCUCUGGAACAGGCCUCGGUUUGGAGAGAUCAAUGAUCAGGACAGAACUGACCAAUACGUCCAGGCCCUGAGGACGGUGCUGAAGCCGGCCAGCGUGUGCCUGUGUGUCAGUGACGGCAGUCUGCUCUCCUUGCUGGCCCAUCACCUUGGGGCAGAGCAGGUAUUUACAGUAGAGAACUCAGCAGCUUCACACAGACUGAUGAGAAAAAUUUUCAAGGCUAACCACUUGGAAGAUAAAAUUAAUAUAAUAGAGAAACGGCCUGAAUUGGUAACGUCUGCAGACUUGAAGGGUAAAAAGGUCUCUCUCCUGCUGGGGGAGCCGUUCUUCACCACCAGCCUGCUGCCAUGGCACAACCUGUACUUCUGGUACGUGCGGACCGCUGUGGACCAGCAGCUGGGGCCCGGUGCUGUGGUGAUGCCCCAGGCUGCCUCGCUGCACGCUGUGGUCGUGGAGUUCAGGGACCUGUGGCGGAUCCGGAGUCCCUGUGGUGACUGCGAAGGCUUUGAUGUGCACAUCAUGGAUGACAUGAUUAAGCGUGCCCUGGACUUCAAGGAGAGCAAGGAGGCUGAGCCCCACCCACUGUGGGAGUACCCAUGUCGCCGCUUGUCCGAGCCCCAGCAGAUCCUGACCUUUGAUUUUCGGCACCCGGUCCCCCUGCACCCGGUCCGUGCUGAGGGCUCCAUUGAGCUGAAGAGGCCUGGGAGGAGCCAUGGGGCCGUCCUGUGGAUGGAAUACCACCUGACCCCUGACAGCACCAUCAGCACCGGCCUCCUGGAGUCUGCAGAGGACAAGGAGGACUGUUGCUGGAACCCGCACUGCAAGCAGGCUGUGUACUUCUUCACCAGCCCGGACUGCAGAGUUCUGCGGGGCAGCCCUCGGACCGUCAGCUACGCCGUGGAGUUCCACCCCCGCACUGGGGACGUCACUAUGGAUUUCACGCUGUCAGACACCGGGGAGGACGGGUGCUGACCCUCACUUGUUGCGAAAUAAAGUGGCUCAAGGGCUCUGG
Messenger RNA from Odobenus rosmarus divergens (Pacific walrus), 2256 nucleotides. RefSeq names its product protein arginine methyltransferase 7 (gene PRMT7). Gene Ontology annotation, molecular function: protein-arginine N-methyltransferase activity. The transcript has 18 exons. Lineage: Eukaryota; Metazoa; Chordata; Mammalia; Carnivora; Odobenidae. Gene Ontology annotation, biological process: peptidyl-arginine methylation. The coding region runs from base 132 to 2216 and encodes 694 amino acids. The record is from RefSeq and is a predicted model, not a curated record.